CCAUACGUGGCGAGACAGGGAGAGAGAGAUGGGUCCGGGAGAGGGGAGGAAGGAAACCCUAGUAGAAGCGGCGAUUCGGAUCCUCAACACACCCGACCCGUUCGAGAAAGCCCGUCUCGGCGAUUCCGUCGCCACCCAAUGGCUCCACGGUCUUAUCCUCGAUCCCUACGACCCCUCCGCCGACCUCCCCGUCCCCGACCGCCCUGCUCGACUCGCCGACGUGAAAUUGGUGUCUCCGAGUUUGAUGCCGAAGCUGGGGAAAGCGGGAAGCUUACAGAGCAGGCAAGCCAUUGUGCAUAGUCUUGUUCAUACGGAAAGCUGGGCUAUAGAUUUAUCAUGGGAUAUAAUUGCUCGUUUCGGGAAGCAAGAGGAGAUGCCUAGAGAUUUCUUUACGGACUUUGUUAAGGUGGCUCAGGACGAAGGGCGUCACUUCACCUUGCUUGCAGCUCGGCUGGAGGAACUAAACUCUCGUUAUGGUGCAUUCCCAGCCCACGAUGGUCUUUGGGAUUCUGCAACCGCUACGUCUAAGGAUCUAUUGGCACGUUUGGCAAUUGAGCAUUGCGUUCACGAGGCUAGGGGACUCGAUGUUUUGCCUACGACGAUAUCCCGGUUCAAGAACGGAGGGGACAACGAGACAGCUGAUUUACUGGAGAGAGUGGUUUAUCCAGAAGAGAUCACUCACUGUGCCGCCGGAGUGAAAUGGUUUAAGUAUCUCUGCACGCGGUCAAAGAGCUUGGGUUCGGCCUCCAAUGGAGGAGGUGCGGACGAGGAGAUAGUGCAGAAGUUUCAUUCGGUGGUGAGGAAGCAUUUCAGGGGUCCAUUGAAACCGCCUUUCAACGCGGAAGCGAGAGAAGCUGCAGGGUUUGGCCCUCAAUGGUAUGAGCCUCUCGCUUUCAAACUGUAACAAAUGCCUGAACCUUAAUAUCAAUCUUUGCACAGUUGAUAUUAUAUGAUAUAAUGAUCAAAUUCGGUUGUGCUUUCAGUGAA
Tarenaya hassleriana is the source of this 987-nucleotide messenger RNA. RefSeq lists its product as uncharacterized. Bases 29 to 904 code for a protein of 291 amino acids. The record is from RefSeq and is a predicted model, not a curated record. Lineage: Eukaryota; Viridiplantae; Streptophyta; Magnoliopsida; Brassicales; Cleomaceae. The transcript is spliced from 4 exons.